CAGCGUUUGGUUCUCACGAUUUGGUAUACCCGCACGUAUCACUACCGAUCAAGGUAGACAAUUCGAAUCACAGUUAUUCAACGAGUUAUCACGCAUGCUAGGCAUAUCACACUUACGCACAACGGCAUACCAUCCACAAGCAAAUGGAAUCAUCGAACGUUGGCACCGCUCUUUGAAAACAGCAAUUACCUGUGAUGAACGAGAUGAUUGGAUUAAUCGCCUACCUAUAAUCCUACUUGGUCUUCGAACAGCAUUCAAGCCUGACAUCGGAGCAACAGCUGCACAACUCGUAUAUGGUGCUAAUCUCCGGUUGCCAGGACAAUUUUUUCACGAUCGCCAUAUAAAUCAGCCACAAUCGGAUUUUGCCAAACAGCUCAUUGACGUUAUGAUAAAAAUACGACCAACCCAAACCGCAAAUCACGACGACACAAAAACCUUUGUAUUCAGCAAACUGGCAGAAGCAACGCACGUAUUUGUGCGCAACGAAAAAGCACGACCUGCGUUCGUACCAACAUACGACGGACCAUAUCAAGUUAUCUCCAGACACCCGAAAUACUUCACCAUCAAAAUCAACAACCACAACAAAAGUAACAUUUCCAUAGACCGACUAAAACCAGCCUUUAUCGAAACACUGCAAUCGGAUAUCCAACCAUCGAAAACGUCAACGCAACAAAAUCCAGACCAAUCGCAAACAACAACAUCACCAUCGAACCAGAUAUCUACAAGCAAUCCGCCUACAAACCGUAUCGGACGAGAAAUAAGACUUCCCGUACGUUUCAGAACGUGAAGUCUGGGGGGACCUAUGUGGCAACACAGAUUGAACAGACGACCCGAUGGCAACCCUGACAAUAACAGGACAAGAGAAGAACGCCAUUGAACGAAGAGUUUUGAGUUUCAUCUAACCGCCGGCGAAGACGGACGUAUAUACCAACCCGCACAUACGACAUUAAUAUUAUACAAAUUUAUUUUUAAUGAAGUUAAUUCUUAUAAUUGUAUUUCUUACAUACUAGUGUAAAUAAAUAGAUAAAAACGAAACAAUUGCCUACUAUACCCACAACGUUCCUUUCAAAGCGUAAAAGCUUUAUCGUUGUUUAUGUUCAAUUUUGUCAUUGACGGUAUGGCAAAAAAUUAACUCAUUGUCGCCGGGCUUUUUCAACUCAGAACAUUUAAAAAUUCAUUCCUCGCUUUAUUGUUAUGGGCCCAGACACAAAUUGUGGUCGUAUCUUGUGUCUGGCUUAAUUAAAGAAAGUGUUGCGUUCGGUUGAAGAAAUAAAUAAAUAAAAGUGGUAUUAACUGUGGGCAAAAGCCGAAAGAACUGCCAAAAGUAUUACAAUAUAAUUCAAUUUUUAAGCGAUUCGUUUUUAAGUUUUGCUAGUGCAGAGUGUACCGCAAGAGACAUUUUUUUUUAAUUUGGACAAAAUAUACGAGCGUAAAAGUGUUGCAUCUCAAUUGUCCGUAAGAAAACAAUUACUUUCGUUAAAACUAAAGCCAAAUUUAAAUUUAAUGAAUCAUUUCAAUGUGUUUGAUGACUUGGUCACAGAAUUAAUUAUUUCGGGUGCAAAAGUUGAUGAAAUGGACAAAGUAUCACAUUUGUUACUAACUCUUCCCUCGUCAUAUGAUGGGAUCAUAACAGCAGUCGAAACUCUGUCUGAACAAAAUUUAACUUUGGCAUUUGUUAAAACCAGGCUGCUGGAUCAUGAAAUAAAAUUGAAAUUGGCACAAAAAGAUACGAGCUUAAAAGUUCUGCAAGCUGUUGGAAAUUGUGAACCUAGUGAAUACAAAGCAAAUAAUAAAUUUAAAGCAAAUAAAAAGGUUAACUUAAAAUGUCACCAUUGUAAGAAAAUCGGGCAUAUUAAAAGAGACUGCUUUAUAUACAAAAGGCAACAGAACAAUCAAAAUAAAGAUAAAGCUAAGCAAGUGCAGACGGCUGCUGUCCAAUCUAAUACCGGUUUCGCGUUCAUGUUAAAAACUGUAAUCAACUACGAAAAUAAAAAUUCGAAAAAUAUAUUUUUUAUUUUGGACUCAGGCGCAUCCGACCAUAUGGUAUAUGAUAAAAGUUUACUGCUAAACGGUACUGAGUUGGAACAGCCAAUUAAAAUUGCAAUUGCCAAGAGUGAGGAAUAUACAUACGCAACAGCUAUGGGCACGAUGAAGAUGAAAAACUCCUGGCAGUCAAAUGUAACGCUUAAAAAAGUCUUAUACUGUGAGAAUAUUCCACAAAACUUACUAUCGGUAAAUAAAAUGACGGAUGCCGGCAUGAAGGUUGUAUUUUCGACAGGAGGUGUGGAAUUAUCAAAAGGUGGUGAGGUACUUUUUAAAGCUCUGUGGAAUGACGCUCAUCGUUUCCGGUUUCUAUUUGUUCACCGAUUCCAAGCGCAUCCUACUUUCUCGCUUGUUGGCUGCCACUAGUGAGAAACUCAACAACUUACCUCAGCCCUUGUUCUACUACAUCUCGGUUGGUCUGGCUGUGGCCGGCUUGGUGGCAGUGCUCGCCGCUAUAACCGGCUUUUGGGCGUCCUGUCUACACACUUACUGUUGUCUCAGUUUAUAUUUCUUCGCUGUGGUCGUCUUGCUCUUAGCCGAGUCGAUGGUCUGCCUGGCCAUCACUUUGUGGCCCCACUGCCUGGGCAUCAGCUUGGAUGAGUCUAAAAUGGUAAAGACCCUGCAGGGCAACUAUGGUGUUCCCGGUAAAGAACAGUUCACCAUUGCCAUGGACUUGGCACAAGCACGUUUCGGUUGCUGCGGAAUGAAUAGCGACAUCAAUUAUGAUACCUCUCUCUGGAAGUUGCAACGUUAUGGUCAACGUGAGUGGGUAGUACCACUCACCUGUUGCAUCUUGACAAAUGCCAAUGAGAAGAUGUCCUACUUGGAUCCAAAGCCAGUGAAUGAAUCACAGUGUCAAAUGUUACAGAAAUCUGAUUUUGCGGAACAUCGCCAUACAGCGCCUUGCCUCACUUAUUUGGACAACUGGUAUCGUGAGCAGUAUGUGCUGUUUUUGUGCGCCAGUCUUAUUGUUGCCAUUGUGGAAUUUUGUGUAUUGCUAUCUAUAAUUGUGAAUUGCACAAAAAUAGGUAGCAAACAUUUUAUGGUAGAGAAAUCAGCAGAGAUGCGAAAUGUGCGCGAUAAAAGGCGCCAAACCUUGGUGGAGAAUAUUUACAAGAAGGAUAUGGAGUUGCGGACGGUAAAUGCCACUUUCGGAGGCAAUGAGGAUAGCAUAUUUUCUGAAGAUUUAAAAGAGAUAUAUAUACAACCACGUAAUCUGUACAAACAACGGCACAGCACCACCUUCAAACCAAUUGCCAGUGACAGCAGUUCCCCGAAACGAAGUUACUUAAUAUAGGAAACAACCGCAAACAUUUGACUGUUCAUCCGCUAUGCCUCCCGGCACUGUGUGUGAGGCUGCAAUAUUUAUAAAUUAAAAUCUCUCGUACUUUGUAUAGUUGUUUUUUUACUACUCGUACCGUAAACAAUAAAAUAAUACCAAAGUGUAUACAAGUACACAUAC
Anastrepha obliqua is the source of this 3505-nucleotide messenger RNA. RefSeq names its product tetraspanin-11 (gene Tsp68C). The transcript is spliced from 4 exons. NCBI's taxonomy places the organism in Eukaryota, Metazoa, Arthropoda, Insecta, Diptera, Tephritidae. The record is from RefSeq and is a predicted model, not a curated record. Gene Ontology annotation, cellular component: membrane. Bases 2330 to 3340 code for a protein of 336 amino acids.